Molecule: messenger RNA, 285 nt
Organism: Schistosoma rodhaini
Lineage: Eukaryota; Metazoa; Platyhelminthes; Trematoda; Strigeidida; Schistosomatidae
Source: the annotation of a GenBank genome assembly
AUGGAAGAAGAAGAAGAAGAAGAAGAAGAUGAUGAUGAUGAUGAUGAUAAUGAUGAUGAUGAAGAUGGUGACAAUGAUGGUGAUGAUGAUGAUAAUGAUGAUGAUGAUGAUGAUGAUGAUGAUGAUGAUGAUGAUGAUGAUGAUGAUGAUGAUGAUGAUGAAAGUAUAAGUGAAUCAAGACAAAAAACAUACAACAAUUCAUUUUAUUCUUAUUUGUCUAAUAGAUUUGUUAAUAAUAUUUGUAAAUGUUACAGAAAUGACAAAUUAAACUUGAAAGUUUACUGA